AUGGUCCAGCUUGACGGUAGAACUGGGGAAGGCGGGGGCCAACUCGUGCGAUUGGCCAUUUCACUCGCAGCUAUCACGGGGUCGCCCGUAAGGAUUGAAAAUGUCCGCGGAAACAGGAAAGGAGGCCGUGGUGGUGGUACCGGUGGUGGGCUCAAAGCGCAGCAUACUGCGUGCAUUCAAACUCUUGUAGAUGCUACCGGAGCAGAAGUCACAGGCUGUUCUGUAGGAAGCAAAAUUGUGGAAUUCAGGUCAAAGCUGUCCCCUGCGGAUCUGAUUAAUCGAAAGAUCCAGGUCAAAGCAGAUUCCGCUGCCAGCAUAUUGCUCGUCUUCCAAGCACUUCUUCCAUUCCUACUUUUUGCUGGGGACGAUACAGGCUCUCCAGUCACAGCCACCAUUCAGGGCGGAACCAAUGUUAGCUUUUCUUUAUCAUUCGAAUAUCUGGACCAGGUUCUAUUGCCAUCACUUGAGAGAUUUGGAGUAAAAGUCGAGCGUAAAUUGGAGUAUCGCGGCUGGUCUCAUGGCAGCCGUCAAAUUGGUUCAGUGAAAUUCAAGGUCACUCCUCUUCCACCAGGACAAUCACUCACGACGCCAGAAUGGCCAUUGGAACGAGGCAAUAUCACAAAGAUCGACGUUUCAAUAAUAGUUCCUCGUGCUUUAUAUGCAACCCUCAAGAAAGCCAUUCUUUUCGAACUAGGACUGGUCUUCCCGGACGUCGAAGCAGAUUUCGUAAUAGUCGAGGACAGCAGACACGACGCGCGGAUGUACACCCUUCUUGUUGCUCAUACCUCAACUGGAUUACGAUUUGGACGAGACUGGCUCUAUGACAGGAAGUCCAAGAACAAACCUCUGGACGAUCUGAGCACAGAGAUUGCACAGAAGGUUGUCGACGAACUGGACGCAGAAGUCAGGAAGGGAGGACUAGUUGAUGAAUAUCUCCAAGAUCAGCUUAUUGUUUUCCAAGCACUUGCAGAAAGGAAGUCCAGCAUUCCAGGGUCAAACGACACUGCCACAUCAGACCCAAAGCGUGUGGAGAGAAUGGAUGAGCCUUUUGGCGAUGGCAGCACGCAUACAACUACUGCAAGAUGGGUAAUUGGUCAGCUGCUUCCAAAUGUCAAGUGGAUUGACAAAGCACAUCCGGAAAAACCUCCAAACCCCUACGAAAUGUCGAUCGUUCUCGACGUCAAUUAUAUACCCCGAGCCAACAACUGGCCCACUGGCUUCUCUGGCUACAUCUGUGGCACCAUCCCCUUCGACGACGCGCCCUGCGCCUCCAACCCAAAACUUAGUAAUAUUGGCACCACCCAACCCUCGACCUUCACCCAAUGCUGCAAUGGCCCCAUCAUUAACAUAACCUCCCCCUCCACCGCCCCCUCCGACCCGUCUAACGGUGCUUCAUGCCUCGCCUACUGCGAUGUAGAUUUCGCACGCACAAUCGAUAACGGGACGGGUUAUGGCUUUGGCGAUUACUGGGACUGUUUGUCAAACCAAAAUGCCGAUGCUUUUGGACCAGAUGCUGUGACUGGAUCGGUCACUUGUGGUUGGGUCAAUACGAGUACUCAUGAGAUGUGCGAGAUUAGUGUUAGUGUGGAACAGAGUUAUUAUUCGCUGAGUACGGCUUCCGCGGCGAUGGGGAAUGCCACUGCGUCGGGCGAUGUAGCUACUACAGCUACUGCGUCGAAAACCUUUGCGUCUUGUCCUGCUGAAUUGACACCGACAGCGACUUCGAGUGCUGCGGCUACGGCAACGGGCAGUAAGUCGAAUGCGGUACGGGUAAAGGGAGAGGUGGGGAUGAUUUCGGUUGGAACGGGACUGUUAAUGCUUGGGUUUGGGAUGCUGCUCUUCUUAUAA
Molecule: messenger RNA, 1848 nt
Organism: Lachnellula hyalina
Lineage: Eukaryota; Fungi; Ascomycota; Leotiomycetes; Helotiales; Lachnaceae
Gene: rtc
Product: RNA 3'-terminal phosphate cyclase
Exons: 4
Coding region: 1-1848 (615 amino acids)
Biological process (GO): RNA processing
Cellular component (GO): nucleus
Molecular function (GO): RNA-3'-phosphate cyclase activity
Source: RefSeq, a predicted model, not a curated record